CAACCAGCUCCAUGUCUCUGCCAGCAGUCCCUCCUUCAGCUACGGCUUCUCCUUUGGACAGCCUACUGAUGGCUAAAUCCAGGCCAGCAAUUCUUCCUGCUACUCAAUGCUCCCCAACACAGCAACCUUCGUCAGGAGCUGCUGCUCAAGCUUCUGAAGCCUCCUCCUCACAUGAUGAUUCAGUUGGGCCUGACAACAUCGAAGGGUAUGGAGCAGUACAAGACUUGGCAGAGUUUUUGGUUGGCCUCAGACACCACCGUCUUGCCUUGAGUGGAGAAGAGGCCAACCAGGUCAUCACCCUGUGGCAAAUGCUGGGGGAGUACGACAAAAGGAAAACCAUUUACCCAAUACGUCACCGAACCAACCUGGAACAGGGUCGAUUCCGGGCAACCAAAAAGAUUGUGGCACCAGGUGUAGAGAGCACCAAAAGAUCUUUCAUCGGGGCCCACAGUCCAGCUCAGUGGCCUGACUGUAACAGGGUGGUGGAGGCCGUCUUCCUGAGACUCUGUGCCCUCUACCCAAAUGCUGUGCACUGUGAUGGUAAAAAGGUGUCCCGGUUCACAAUGAUGGCUCGUUUAUACAAACACAUCCGGGAGUGUGUAAUAACAAACAGUAGAGUGAUGAGUGAGACCACCAUCCAGCUCCCCGAAGUAAACGCUGCCACACUCACACAAUGGUACAGCAGGCGCAGCAGGGGACGGGAACAAAAAAUUCUGCUCCGGGGCGUCCCAGCUCCAGAUCCACCCAUGGCUGCCCCAGAAAAACUAUGUCCAGCGGUACAGAAAGAUCCUUCCCUGUUUUCAGCCAGUUUACUUCCGCCUCAUCAAUUCAUCUUGCCACUAAAUACUGCUGGGGAAGCACAUCUGAAAGGGAGGCCACAACCCCAAGCCAUCUUCCCAACUCCACAGCCCCAUCCACAGCUGCACUUCCUGUCACAACUGCCACCUGGCUACGUUGUCCCGUCAGGGGCUGCAUCCUCACAGGUGACGGCUGCACCUGGACGCUUUGAUUUGAUUUGA
Messenger RNA from Cololabis saira (Pacific saury), 1019 nucleotides. RefSeq lists its product as uncharacterized. Lineage: Eukaryota; Metazoa; Chordata; Actinopteri; Beloniformes; Belonidae. The record is from RefSeq and is a predicted model, not a curated record. The coding region runs from base 12 to 1019 and encodes 335 amino acids. The transcript is spliced from 5 exons.